Messenger RNA from Oryzias melastigma (Indian medaka), 2388 nucleotides. RefSeq names its product tripartite motif containing 69 (gene trim69). Gene Ontology annotation, molecular function: zinc ion binding; protein binding. The coding region runs from base 143 to 1795 and encodes 550 amino acids. The transcript is spliced from 6 exons. NCBI's taxonomy places the organism in Eukaryota, Metazoa, Chordata, Actinopteri, Beloniformes, Adrianichthyidae. The record is from RefSeq and is a predicted model, not a curated record.
UGAGGCUGCACCACCCCUUCAUUUCCCCACAGUCAACAGGAAGACCGAAGGCCAAAGUGAGUGGCUGCACUCUCCAGGAGAGGAAGGGCGCAGAGAUCCUGCUGUACAGUCGAGAACAAAAGGAAGCAGAAAAGGCAAAGGAAUGAGCAAGACUCAGAAAGAAGUGAAGAAAAUCCAGUCAGUUUAUCUGCAAAACUUGGAGAAACUGAAUCAAGGGAAAAGGCCUGACAUGAAGAGCUGGAAACCUAACGAAGGAGACUUCACCGUGUCAACAGCCAUGGAAAAACUCCGACAGCCUCCAACAGCUGCGCAAGUUGCCAAAAGCUCUGCAAACAGAAUCAGCAGAGAUCUGACCUGCUCCAUCUGCCUGGACCUUUUCAAGCAGCCCGUCUCUUUGCCCUGCGAUCACACCUUCUGCAGAGGUUGCAUCGAGGGCUACUGGGAACGGCCGAGGAGUCCCAGCCAAGGAGCCUCCGGCUCCUGCCCUCAGUGCAGGAAGAUGUACCCGGGCCAGUGCUACAGGCCCAAUCGCAUCGUUGCCAACAUAGUGGAGAGUUACUGUCACGGUCUGGAGGAGAGCGGCACUGGAGCCUGCCUGGCAGAUGUGGAGGUGGCAGAGAGGGCUCCUGCACCGGUGCGCCCACGCUGCAGCCGGCACAGGGAGGAGCUGAAGCUGUACUGUGAGGAAGACCAGGAGCUGGUGUGUCUGGUGUGUGGUCUGUCCCAGGAGCACCGGAAUCACAGCAUGGUGUGUGUCCAGGAUGCUGACAGAAAGUACAGGGCGUCUCUGAACAGCUCCAUGGAUUCCUUAAAAGCCGAACUCAACACAGCUUUGCAGUGUGACAGAGAAGCUGAAGAGGAGGUUAAAAAGCUCAAAGAUCACACGGCGGAUCUGAAGCAGCGCAUCGAAGCCCAGUUCAGUGACCUUCACCAGUUUCUGUACCAAGAAGAGAAGCUGCUGCAGGUGAAGCUGAAGACCGAGGAGCGAAGGGAGCUGAUCCGCCUGGACGAGCACAAGGCCCUGCUGUGCGUGGAGAUCUCCCGCCUGCAGAGAGCCGUCCACGAGAUCGAGGACAAACUGAAAGAGCAGGACCCGUUCACCCUGCUCCGAGGCAUCAAAGCUGUGCUCCAGAGGCCUUCCCUGAAGUUUGAGAAACCUGUUUUCAUACCACCCAGUCUGUGUGAGGGUCGCUUUGCAGGCCCUCUGCAAUACAGAGUGUGGAAAUCCAUGAAGGGAAGCAUAUAUCCAGCUCCAGCUGCGAUCACGUUUAACUCCAGCACAGCCAACCCCUGGCUCAGCCUGACCUCGUCCCUCACCUGCGUUCGCUACCAGACCUUCAACCACGCCGUGCAGGACAACCCCAACCGCUUCAACGCCGCCCUGUCCCUGCUGGGAAGCCAGAGCUUCACUCACGGCCGCCACUACUGGGAGAUUGAAGUCUACAGCAGCACCGUCUGGACGGUCGGGGUGGCUCGGGAGUCAGUGCCCAGGAAGGGGGUCAUCAAAGCUCUCCCGGCGAACGGCUUUUGGACUCUCUCCCUGUCUUACGGGGUUCAGUACAUGGCAGGGACGUCCCCACCAACCGUCCUGUCCCUGGAGGAGCCGCUGGCCCGGAUCGGCGUGUACCUGGACUACAAGAGAGGUCUGGUGUCGUUCUACAACGCGGAGAGCAUGACACACCUGUACACCUUCAGGGAGACGUUCACAGAGACUCUGUACCCGUACUUCAACCUGGGAUUCCUGGACAAGGUGCACGAAAAUGAGCCUCUGAAAGUUUUCCUGCCAAAGAUUUAAAAACAAAUACCUUAAAGAAUCUGUGAUGUGUUAAUUUGCAGGUUCAAAGUUGGACUUCAGUACUUUAGGAAAGUUUCGGUCUUGUGUUCACAUUUCAUCCAAUGCCGUUUUUGACUAUUUCAGCUGUUUUCAGUUCUUCUCAGAGCACCCCUCCCAAAACACGGCUCUGUUAGUGACUGGUCAGCUGGAAAAAGCUGUGGAAUGUGGGGCAGCUGCUGGUUCUUGGUCUGAGCAGAGUAAAAACAGCUGCUUGGCAGACGCCGUGUAAAUGUGCAAUCACAGUGUUGUGGAUGAGGAAAUAUUUUCCACCAAGUGGUGUAAAUAACUGUUUGACACACAUAUUAUGCAUGAAGAUGAUUAUUAUUGUUAUGUUUUUUUUUAUUUCUGUGAAAAGAACUGUGAUAUUUUGACUUCUUAUGAUAGAUGGUGUGAUGGUUUUUUUUUUAUCCCUCAUGUGGAUCGAAAGCCUGAUGCAUUUUGAAUGGAAGAUCAGUUUGCACAAUAUUGUUAUAGUCUUGUAUUUGUUGUUUUUAUAUGUAAAAAGAAAAAAAAAAGUUAAAGGAAAUAAAAACAGUUUGUAUCCUGACACUGAA